CCUUCAAAUUAAAACCCGCAACAACCGAAAAACCCCUCCCUUAUUAUUUUUAAUUUUUUUUCCCGAAUUUUCUUGUCUUGAAGAAAAAGAAAAGCCGCUUCUCUUCUUCUACUGCAGAAACAGAAGAAGACCUUUGAUUCAUUUCAGACACACACAGUGUGCGUGAGCGUAGUUUGGGAAGUUGAAACGACUUGAUUUUUAGAAUCUAAGAUGUUUAGGAACCAGUACGACACCGAUGUGACGACAUGGUCGCCGGCGGGAAGACUUUUUCAGGUAGAGUAUGCGAUGGAGGCUGUGAAGCAAGGGUCGGCGGCGAUAGGCCUGAGAUCGAAGACGCACGUCGUUUUAGCUAGCGUAAACAAGGCCAAUUCUGAGUUGUCUUCGCACCAGAAGAAGAUCUUUAAGGUGGAUGACCAUAUCGGCGUCGGUAUCGCCGGUCUCACCGCCGAUGGACGUGUUCUGUCCCGAUACAUGCGAUCCGAGUGCAUCAAUUACAGUUACUCUUUCGAGUCUCCUCUUCCCGUUGGUCGACUCGUUGUCCAGCUCGCUGACAAAGCUCAGGUUUGCACACAGCGCUCAUGGAAACGGCCAUAUGGUGUUGGUCUGCUUGUCGGUGGCUUGGAUGAAUCUGGAGCUCAUUUGUAUUACAACUGUCCAAGUGGGAACUACUUUGAAUAUCAAGCUUUUGCCAUUGGGUCUCGUUCACAAGCUGCAAAGACAUACUUGGAGCGGAAGUUUGAGAAUUUCAUGGACUCUUCAAGAGAGGAUCUGCUCAAGCAUGCUCUUUUUGCACUAAGGGAAACUUUACAAGGAGAGAAGCUGACCAGCUCGAUAUGCACGGUUUCUGUGUUAGGAGCAGGAGAGGCAUUCCAUAUAUUGGACCAGGAAACCGUAGAAGCAUUGAUCAAUGCAUUUGAAGUUGGUGCUGAAGAGGGUCCUACUGAUGAGGGAGCAGCUGCGGACCAAGGUGGUGGUGCUACUGACCAGGGAGCAGCCUCUGCUGACGAGGGUGUCGCUGCAAUGGAUAUUUGAAGAUAUGAAAAUGACCAAUAGUUGCCUCCCCAUCUUGUCAUAGAAUGAGGAUUAUAAGAGAUGGUAGUAGAAAUGAGGUAAUGGAACAUGGUUGGCACCAAUGGAAGACAUCAGUUUCUGGUUGGAUAAUUUUUUUUAACGGUAUUACUUUCUCCUUUAUUGAUGAAACCAUUUAAAAGCUUGCCUAUGUUGGACAUCAUUUUAAACUCAUGUGUCGGGCAUCAUCUUAAACUCAAUACUUGGAUACGCCAGUUAAGCUUCUUAAUGGAACAUCCUGGUGAUGUUCAAUUGGAUUUUACUUGCAUUGGUUUUACGUCAAGAGGAAUAUUUUCUGCAUAAAUCUAGGUUUUUAAUAGGUAUCGUGCGGUGAGAUUUGUUGAUACUUAGGCUGGCAGAGACAGAAAAUUAUUUAACAAGAUAAAUUCAUGCCCAGAUAAAGCCUUUUAGUUUCACCAGUGCUUAAACGGGUGAGUGUGACAUCUAUUGUAUAUGUGGUUGAAGUUUGAUAGGGGUUUGUGACUCUUGUAAUAACUCUCCUUUGUGUAAAAUACAUAGGAAACGAGGCACGAAAGGGGAUUGCUCUUCAUAACAACAGCUGUAUUCCGUGGCCAAGUUAUUUCUCAUCUCAAGAAUGUAUCAAUUGGAUUGAAAGUCAUUUUUUCCUCUGGUUGCUUGCAAGUAGUAUC
Ilex paraguariensis (yerba mate) is the source of this 1718-nucleotide messenger RNA. The record is from the annotation of a GenBank genome assembly. Lineage: Eukaryota; Viridiplantae; Streptophyta; Magnoliopsida; Aquifoliales; Aquifoliaceae.